CCUCGCCCAGUAUAAAACAGACUUGGUGGCCGGUGUUCCUCACUCUCCCACUGACCACCAACAUGAAGAGCUUCCUCGUCCUCCUCUGCUUCGUCGCCCUCGCUUGGUCUCAGGAACGUCCCGAGUGCUGGUGCGGCGCCUUCGUCACACUGCGAGAUUUAGAGUUCGAGGUGCUGCACCUUCCACCCAUCGACGUAGAUGGAUGUGAAGAUUUCAUAGACUGUCAUCACAGAUGUACCGCCGAGUGGACAUUCAUCCUCGACGACGGGGACUUGGAUCAUGAAUUGAUUGAUGGCAAGACGGCGGGCCAACAUAUGUGUGAUAACCUGGUGGAAGAAGGCACUAAGGACCUCCCUCCUCACCAAGUCUACCUGUACUACCAGCUGUGCAGUACUCCCUGGUUGUUCGACGGCCAGACAAGCCAAAACAGUCUGUGUUGCCUCAAUGGCACAUACCAUCACUGUCCGUAAAGUCACUCGUCUUCCUUUGAGACCAUCGGAAAUAUCUUUCAACUGAGUCUUCUACCUGAAGCUGUCAAUACCUGUCAACCGCAGGAAUCUCUUACAGCGAUAUCUUCUUCAGUAACCUUUAUCCAAACACCAUCUAUAACGUUUGUCUCAAGAACAACUUGAACUUAACAGCCAUUGAAUGUUUCUUCCGAGAACAAUGAUUCUUGUACUUUUUUAUGUAAUUAACAUUGAUGGUUGCGACCCGAAGAACUCUCGCAACCUCUUAGAAAAUUAACUAAAUACAUGGAAGUUGUUUCUGUGUUUCACAAAAACACUGAUGUACGCGAUGAAGUUAUCUGAUGAUGUAAACAAUAAAUGUAUUUAAGUA
Molecule: messenger RNA, 837 nt
Organism: Homarus americanus (American lobster)
Lineage: Eukaryota; Metazoa; Arthropoda; Malacostraca; Decapoda; Nephropidae
Exons: 4
Coding region: 63-470 (135 amino acids)
Source: RefSeq, a predicted model, not a curated record